Helianthus annuus (common sunflower) is the source of this 674-nucleotide messenger RNA. RefSeq lists its product as uncharacterized. Lineage: Eukaryota; Viridiplantae; Streptophyta; Magnoliopsida; Asterales; Asteraceae. The record is from RefSeq and is a predicted model, not a curated record. The transcript has 2 exons. The coding region runs from base 97 to 555 and encodes 152 amino acids.
GAAACCACCCAUCAUUUUCACGCGCGCACACAUAAACAGACAGACACACAAACAUAACAUAACGUGUCUCUUCAAACUUCAACAACAACAACAAAGAUGGCGGAUGAUCAGAAAGAAGCUGCUGCUGCUGCGGUGGUUCACACUCCCGAUCACGAAUCAAUCACACCUCCAAAUCCUUUAUCUUCAUUCAUCUCAAACUUCACUCAACUUAUUAACUUCCGUUUUCCACCAAAGAAACUGGAAACUGAUACCAAAACAGCAGCUGGAAAUACGGUUUUUCGAAGCGGUGAACCGGCUGAGGACUCGAAACCGGCUACUGUUAGGUUUUCGGAUGCUCGUCCGACGACUGUUGCACCCUUGAAACUUGAAGCUGAAGAGGUUGAAAAGGAUACAAAUCCUGUUUUUCUUUGGCAGGUGUAUGCAAUUGGAGGAUUUUUCGUUUUGAGGUGGGUAUUGGCAAGAUGGAAUGAGCGAAAGGCGAACAAGAAUAAGAAAUCAUCUGAUGAAGAAGAUUCACCACCUCAACCACCACCAGCCGCUGAUGGCGACGAAUAGGGGUUGUUAAUAUUCAGUUAACUUACAAUAAGCCACAUAAAUGGACUGUCAUUUGCCUGUAUAAAACUUGGUGUUUGUUGAAUCCACAAAAUUUAUUACAUGGUUAUGUGUUUUCUAAA